Verticillium alfalfae VaMs.102 is the source of this 3066-nucleotide messenger RNA. RefSeq lists its product as hypothetical. Lineage: Eukaryota; Fungi; Ascomycota; Sordariomycetes; Glomerellales; Plectosphaerellaceae. Gene Ontology annotation, cellular component: cytoplasm. The record is from RefSeq and is a predicted model, not a curated record. Gene Ontology annotation, biological process: response to starvation; autophagy. Bases 1 to 3066 code for a protein of 1021 amino acids. The transcript is spliced from 6 exons.
AUGCCGAGCUCGAAGAAAGACAAGAAGAACGCGAAAGAUGGCGGAGGGGUUAGCUCGGCCGUGAGCAAGCUGGCUGCUGCCAGCAAGUUCGCCAACGCGUCGAAGCCUCCCACGGCCACACCUCCCUCCUCUGUUGCCUCGCCCAAUAUUGGGCCCGUCGCACCCUCCUCCUACGAUGGCAACCCGACAAUCUCCCCCCCCCUGGAUGCCCUCUCGACUACGCCUGCGUCCGUCGGAACGGCUGUGAGCGCAAACCCCGACUGGAUCCGGGGCGGCCUGGCCGGGUCGCCUGGGAACCUCAUAAGCUUGAUGGGCGAAUCGCCGCCCACCCAGCCCUCCUCCUACGAGGAUCAUUCACGCCUUCCCUACGGCUGGGCGAACCACCGCCAGUUCAUCCCGUCCCAGCCCGCCUCCCCCUCGCCCCCCAACAGCAUCCCGAGCAGCGUCCCGAACAGCUAUCCCAACAGCUUCCGUCGCCCCCUGAGCUUCCAGCAGGAGUCCCACUUUCCCGUGGAAACCCACGCGCAGGCAUCUGCCGCAGCCUAUCGUCGCGCCUCCAUGCAGUCGCCCUUCUCCCAGGGCAGGGUCGUUCCUCAUCCACCUCCUCCCCAUCACCCCCAGGCCCAUUUCUAUGGCGCGCCGGAUCUUGAUCUCGACAUAGCGCCCCAGAACGGGAUGAAGCCCGGCGAGAACGGUUACCACUUUGGCUUCGACACGCUGCCCUCCCCAAGCACGGCGGCGCUUCCUGGCUCCGACAAUGUUGUCAUCACUGGCUACGAAGGCGGCCUAGAGGUUCAUUCCGUGACCAAGCGAGGUGUGGAACGUGUCGCUGGACUGAGAGGUCUGCGCGGAGGCGUCUACAACGCCAAGAUUCUGCCCUGGACUGCCUCGGGUGACCAUACGGCUCUGUACCCCCUCAUUGCUGUCGUUGUCCACGGCCCCGUACUGCCACAGGGCUCACACGAAGGCCAUUCUGCCGCGCAAGACAACAAUUCGGAAGACAGGCCCGAGCCGCCUGGUAGUCCUCGAACUGACAGCGGCAGCAAGGGAGACCUCGGGCGCCUGCGCCAACCGGAUCCGCUUGGUGAUCAAGGCAGACGCCGCAAUAUCGUUGUGGCUUCCGGGCCUCCACCGGCGAGAUAUAUGGCUUGUACCGCCACCAUCGAGGGAUCGUACGGUGACGGCAAACUUCACUUUGGCUGCACGGGAAAGCUUUGGACCAGCCUCCAGCAACCUACAAGAGGCGAGGUGGCCGAAGAGUCUGAGAGGCGGUCAUCCCCCGCACCGGUUUCCACGCAUCCCAAGCCGAACCCGCACACCCCGAUCUUCGCCGUCAAUGGCCGAUGGAUCGCGUACUGCCCUCCCCCACCUUCUACGCAGAUCACUCUUCGCGCUCACGUUCCGGUUCCGGUGCUCGGUAAAGGCCCGACCCUGUCUUCGGUAACGCCUCCAGGACUUCCGGCUGUGACCUCCGCGAUCGACACGGCCAUGUCAGAGGGUGUGAUGAACAAGAUUAUGCGCGAGACCACCCAGGAGCUCAUCUCGGGUGCCAAGUGGGUAGGUCAGCAGGGUAUGCAGGCUUGGAACGCCUACUGGAACAAGAACACGGCACCGCAGCGGCAGCCUCGGUCACCAACGUUGGCCGCCCAGCAGUGGCCUGGUUCAUACCCUCCACGAUCGGAUGCGGUCCAGUUUCCGCCGACGCAUGCGACGCCGGGCCAGACGCCAGCCAGCAAGGAUCCUGCUCUUGUUUCCAUCGUCGACAUGGGAACCAUGGGGGCUCUCUGCGUCCCUGCACCCCGUCACUGCGUUCCCGACGCCGCUCGGCUGCAGCUUCCUGUCCUUCUCGCCUUCCGGGCUGUCCUUUACACCAAGUCGUCUCCGCUCCAAGUUUCGACGACGGCCAGCGUUGUUGGACCACGGGUUCGCCAGAUCGCGCACUUUUCGCGCAUGACGGUAGCACGCAUCGUGGAGGUGACAUGGUCGCGACCCAACGGUGAGCGAAUCGCCAUGGUCACGGAGCGCGGCACGGGGCACCUGCUCGACAUGCCCGAAAGUGCUUAUACCUGGCCGCCGCCCCGCCGUCGGAAGGAGGCAGAACCGAACGGUGCUCCUGCGUCUGAAACGUCCAGCACUGCCGUCUCGAUUGCCUCCAACGCCUUUGGCGCGCGCACAGCAAUCAACCAGCUGCGGCACACGGGGGAAAACAGGGUGUCCUUACCCCCGAGCACCCUGUUGCCCUCGGCAUCGUGCGUCAUGUGGAUGACGGGUAGAAAGUAUCACUCGCUCUACGUCGUGGGCGACGGACUGGUGAGAACAUUCCCUUCCAAGACCCGGCGAGCAUCGAGCGUGGCAGACAAGCAGCGCAUCCCCAAGGGCAACCGCUACAAGGAUAUGAAGCUGCCCUCGCUUCCCGAUGGCGACAUGGCACCCAAAGUGAAGCAAUUCAUCGAGGGCGACGAGGCUCUCGAACUGUCCGAUCAGGAUAUGGACGCAUGCAACACUCUGACUCUCGAACCACGUGCGAGAACGGUACAGGUUGACUUCAGCCCCGAGGCAUCCAUCCCCCAGGCAGAGAUAGAGUCGAGUGCACCGUACCAGCCUUUCCACACCGACAGGCGUGUCGCGCUGUACGAGUAUGGUCCCGCUGCGGGCGAUGCGGACGCCUCGGCGUUGACGGUGAUGCUCGGCGACAUCAACCUCGAGGACAAGGCAACCUCGAAGCAACAGAAGAAGAAGCAGCAACAGCAGCAGCAGCAGCGGAUGCAGGUCCAGGCCGCUGCCCCUGCAGCAGACUUUUCUCAGCCAUGGGCGUUUGGUCAGAAGCUUGAUCUCAUCAGGCUAGACUUGAGCCACGUACAGCUGUCUGACGAGGAUUUCAACACCUCAGACGACCCGCGCGCUCUCCCCCUGACUUCGAUGGAGCGGGUGAUGCAUGUGGGGGAGAAUCGAGACGAGAUUGUGGUGACGACGCGGCGACGCCGCGGCGCACGCCACCCAGAGGACGAGGACGGAUUCUUUGAGGACGACUGCGAGGUUCUCGAUUUCGCGGACCAGAGAGUCUGA